AUGCCCUCGCAAAUUUCUCCUCUAAGCGUACGAAGAAUCGUGUGGCUGCUGUCGCUCGUGCAUGGUAUCCAAGGCCAGCCCGUCAGGUUCAUAGCGCAACAUGAAAAGCUAGAAGAAGGCCAAUUUCUCAGCUUCCUGUCCAUCUCCAUCCUACUGGUGCUGCUGGGCGGGGUUUUCGCAGGGCUCACGCUGGGGCUUAUGGGCCAGGACGAAGUAUACCUCAAAGUCAUCAGCAGCUCCGGCUCCCCGCGUGAACAGAAGCUCGCCCGCCGCGUCUUGGACCUCAUCUCGAAGGGCAAGCAUUGGCUCUUGGUCACCCUGCUGCUGUCUAAUGUCAUUACGAACGAAACGCUGCCGAUUGUCCUCGACCGUUGCCUGGGAGGUGGCUGGCAGGCCGUCGUGUCCAGUACCGUGCUGAUCGUGAUAUUUGGCGAGAUCAUCCCGCAAUCCGUGUGCGUGCGCUACGGCCUCGAGGUCGGCGCCUUUUUCUGCCCUUUCGUGCUCUGCCUGAUGUACGUGAUGUACCCGGUCGCAUACCCGAUCGCGCUGUUGCUGGACUGGAUUCUCGGCGAAGACCACGGUACCAUGUACAAAAAGUCGGGACUCAAGACGCUCGUGACCCUUCAUAGAACCAUGGGCGUCGACAGGCUGACAAAAGACGAGGUGACCAUCAUUUCUGCUGUGCUGGAUUUGAAGGAGAAAAAAGUGUCUGAGAUCAUGACACCGAUCGAAAACGUGUUCACCAUGAGCGCAGACACUAUCUUGAAUGAUGACACAGUCGAGGAAAUAUUCAAUUCGGGUUUUUCACGUGUCCCCAUCUACCUGCCGGGCGAGCCCACCAAUUUCAUCGGCAUGCUGUUGGUCCGUGUGCUAAUCUCCUACGACCCGGAGGAUUGUCUGCCCAUCUCCCAUUUUCCCCUGGCCACUUUGCCAGAAACAUCUCCCAACACCUCGUGUCUGAAUAUUUUGAAUUAUUUCCAAGAGGGCAAAUCCCACAUGUGUGUGGUUUCGAGCGAACCUGGAAGCUCUGCAGGUGCGCUCGGAGUGUUGACUUUGGAAGAUGUUAUCGAAGAGCUUAUCGGUGAAGAAAUCGUGGACGAAUCGGAUAUUUUCGUCGACAUCCACCAGCGAAUCAUGAGGGAACAACCAGGCCCAUUGUCGAAAAGACACAUCACUUCCUAUCUGCAUUCUCUCUACACCACUUCUCACAGACACUCGACGGAUUUCACCGAAGAAGAUCAGCCACUCCUCAACAAUCAUGCGCAGACAGACAAAGUGUCGAAGUCACCACCCCACAACUUGCCUCCUCAUGAGAAGCCGGUAAUUCCAUCGAACUUGGCCUCUAACCCACUUAAAGUGGCUAACCCAUACGUAAAGAUUAAAGACCCAGCAGAGCUGAAUGGCCGUGUCAGAUCUCCGACUUUCAGAAAUAGAGAUGGGUCGCCAAACUACGGUGGAAUGGCAACUUCUCCAAAACUUCACUUGGAUGAAGCACUUGAGAAGUUGAACGGGCGAAAUGCCCACAGCGUCCACAAUGGUGGUACAAUCCCUUCCAUCGAAGAUCGAGCAAUCAAUAGAGAACAUGCAAAUGCAUCCGAGCGAGCAAUGGAGCAUACUUUGCAAACUGGUGAAAGCACACAUGUAACUACGACAAAACAAGAAACACCGCAGCCGACCACACCUGAAGAACAAGAUUCGAAAAUUUCAAGCUCCUCGACCGAUGUUUUAACACCAAAACCAGAGCGAGCUACUUCUAGUGAUCCUGAAACUCGAAUGAUCUCUUCCUCCUAUCGUUCAACAAAGAAUGGAAUAGUGGAGAGUGUGAUCACUGUCAAGGGGGUCCCUAAGACCAUUAUUGCACCUGCUAAAAAGUGGGACGAGUCACAAGAGGUUAUCAUCGACGAAGGCCGCAAUAUACAUGAUAAUGGAGCAGAAAGUGACGAGUCUGGUCAUCACUCUUCGUCUGCCAGGCCCAGCAAAAGCCGAAGAGGAAGCAUGUUCAGUCUUUUCCGUAACCCCAGCGCGGGUGGCAGCGCAUCAAGCAGUCGUCCUAGAUCAACACAUACAUCUGCCUCGUCAGAUAAGUUAAAUUCCGAAGGUCUUGGUGACAAUGAUGGCUACUUGAUGAAAGACAAGCCUCAAUAA
Molecule: messenger RNA, 2145 nt
Organism: Lachancea fermentati
Lineage: Eukaryota; Fungi; Ascomycota; Saccharomycetes; Saccharomycetales; Saccharomycetaceae
Source: the annotation of a GenBank genome assembly